Messenger RNA from Spathaspora passalidarum NRRL Y-27907, 1314 nucleotides. RefSeq names its product chorismate mutase (gene ARO7). Gene Ontology annotation, molecular function: chorismate mutase activity. The transcript has a single exon. Gene Ontology annotation, cellular component: cytoplasm. Lineage: Eukaryota; Fungi; Ascomycota; Pichiomycetes; Serinales; Debaryomycetaceae. The record is from RefSeq and is a predicted model, not a curated record. Gene Ontology annotation, biological process: aromatic amino acid biosynthetic process; chorismate metabolic process. Bases 33 to 839 code for a protein of 268 amino acids.
ACUAUCCGACAUACACCAACUUAGUGCUAACCAUGGAUUUUAUGAAACCAGAGACUGUGCUUGACUUGGCCAACAUUCGUCAAGCAUUGGUGAGAAUGGAAGACACCAUUGUGUUUGAUCUUAUUGAAAGAUCUCAAUUCUACAGUUCUCCAUCAGUGUACGAAAAGAACAAAUUCAAUAUUCCAAAUUUCGAUGGAACAUUCUUGGACUGGGCUCUUCAACAAAUGGAGAUUGCUCAUUCUCAAAUCAGAAGAUAUGAAGCACCCGAUGAAAUCCCAUUUUUCCCUGACAUUAUUUUACCACCAAUCUUACCCCCAAUCAAUUACCCCAAGAUCUUGGCUAAUUAUUCUGAUGAAAUUAAUGUUAACGCAGAAAUUAUGGAAUUUUAUGUCAAAGAAAUUGUACCUCAAGUGAGUUGUAAAGUCGGAGACCAAACUGAAAAUUUAGGAUCGGUGUCAACUUGUGAUAUCGAAACCUUGCAAGCAAUUUCGCGUAGAAUUCAUUUCGGGAAAUUUGUGGCGGAGGCUAAAUAUCAAAGUGAUAAGCCCGGCUAUAUAAAAUUGAUUUUGAACAAGGAUGUCAAAGGUAUUGAAGAUUCCAUUACCAAUAGUGCCGUGGAACAAAAGAUUUUGGAAAGAUUGGUCACCAAGGGUGAAAGUUAUGGUACUGAUCCUUCAUUAAAGUAUAGUCAGAAACCCCAAAGUAAAGUAGAUCCCAAGGUCAUUGCCAAGAUCUAUAAAGAUUGGAUCAUCCCAUUGACCAAGAAAGUGGAGAUUGAUUAUUUAUUGAGAAGACUAGAGGAUGAAGAACCUGAAUUGGUUGAGAAAUAUAGAGUAUAAUUUUUAGAACAAAUUUUUUUUUUUGCAUUCAAUAAAAUUAUAGAAAUUUUUCCAUAGUAACACGGUUCCAUCAAGAAGUAAAAACGUUGUCAUUUGUUUACAAUGUAGCUAAUACUUAAUUUCAUCAUCGUCAAUUGUUAUACAAAUUGGCUUACUCGACAAUGUAAGUGUUGGUAGUUGCUGCAGGUACAUUUAAAAAUCCAACAGAUUUCUUAACUGCAUAAUUGCAAUUGCAUGUGAUUUUUUAUCCCGGUUAUCAGUUCCAAAACGGUUUAAUUACAAUUGGAAAGAUUAAAAAAUACCAAGCGUUUAUACUCGUGUUUAACCAAACAACGUGUGAUUGUGUGUCAAAUAUGUGCGCCAAUUCCUUUGUUUUGAAAUUUAGACCUGGGGACGACCAUCAGCUUUUUUUAGUCAGAUUCCAACAAUUUUUUUUUUACAGCCAAAAUGCACACUGUGCGUAGUGGCGGGGUGA